Nerophis ophidion (straightnose pipefish) is the source of this 1777-nucleotide messenger RNA. It is a transcript of the gene f10, whose product is annotated as coagulation factor X. Gene Ontology annotation, cellular component: extracellular region. Gene Ontology annotation, molecular function: calcium ion binding; serine-type endopeptidase activity. The record is from RefSeq and is a predicted model, not a curated record. The transcript is spliced from 9 exons. Lineage: Eukaryota; Metazoa; Chordata; Actinopteri; Syngnathiformes; Syngnathidae. The coding region runs from base 159 to 1607 and encodes 482 amino acids. Gene Ontology annotation, biological process: proteolysis; blood coagulation.
GCGCUGCCUGAGAAGCCCAACAGGAAGAGUCCCUCCCCUCCAACACGUCAACACUCCUUCCUCCCCCACACAAGGUCGUUGGCCUUCAGAGCGUUUCCCACUGCCUUCCUUCCACGCAGCACUGACAGCUUCUUCUUCUUACCUGACCAGCGGGCGCCAUGUUAAGCUUGGCUGGACUGUCGCUCGGCGUGCUGCUGAUCUCUACGGCCAGCGCUCACGUGUUCCUGGGCGAGGGGGAGGCCAGUCAGAUGUUGACGCGGCGGAGACGAGCCAACAGCUACUUUGAAGAGCUGAAGAAAGGCAACAUGGAGCGCGAGUGUAAAGAGGAGCGCUGCAACUGGGAGGAAGCGCGAGAGAUUUUUGAAGACCAAGAACAAACUAAUGAAUUCUGGUCCAAGUAUUAUGAUGGUGAUGCAUGUGAGUCCAGGCCCUGCGCUCACGGAGGACGUUGUGAAGAUGGCAUCGGCAGCUACAACUGCUACUGUGCUGAAGGCUACCAGGGCUUCAACUGUGAAAUUGCCGAUCCUCAGCUCUGCGAAAACCAAAAUGGCGGUUGUGAGCACUUCUGCGAGGUGGUGCGAGGACACAUUGAAUGCUCGUGUGCUGACGGCUACUUCCCCGUAGACAAAUCAUGUCAUUCCAACGAGCCCUUCAAAUGUGGCGUGGUCAUCUCUGGAAAGACACGGUCCAUUUUCAGGUAUCAGCGGCGGAACAACACGGAGGGAAGCGACACCUGGUUCAACCAGACCGACAUCCAAAGCAACAUCAACUCCACCAGCGUCUCAUCUCCUGGUAACUUCAGCUCCGAUGAAAUUCCGCAUGACUACGAAGAGGAGGAAGACGUCUUAUCUGAAUUGGCGGGAAUGACCCGCAUCGUCAACGGCAAAGACUGCCCGCCAGGAGAAUGUCCAUGGCAGGCACUUCUCAUCAAUGAGGACGGCCAAGGCUUUUGUGGCGGUACCAUCUUGAACCAAUACAUCAUCUUGACUGCAGCGCACUGCAUGAAGCAAUUCAAUUACAUCUCUGUGAGGCUGGGUGAGUUUGACGUACUGGUGACUGACGGGAACGAAGCCAACCACAAUGUGGAGGCUGUCUUCAAACACAACAACUACCGCCCAGACACUUUUCACAACGACAUUGCUCUCAUCAAACUGGCCACGCCCAUUAAGUUCUCCAGGUUCGUCUUGCCAGCCUGCAUGCCUGAAUCAGAUUUUGCAGAGAAGGUUCUGAUGAAGCAGCCGCUUGGCAUGGUUAGCGGUUUUGGACGUCUUGGCGAGGGCCAACAACCGUCCACCAUCUUGCAGCGCCUGGCCGUACCCUAUGUGGCCCGCCAGGUUUGUAUGGAAUCCAGCAGUUUUCACAUCUCUACACGCAUGUUCUGUGCCGGCUAUGACAAAGAAGCAAAGGAUUCAUGCAAAGGAGACAGUGGCGGGCCGCAUGUGACCAAGUUCAAAGAAACUUAUUUUGUCACGGGUAUAGUGAGCUGGGGAGAAGGCUGUGCACGACAUGGCAAAUAUGGCAUUUACACACAAGUAUCCAAAUAUAUCGGCUGGAUCCGUGAAGGCAUUCAGAAGCUGAUGAGCGCAGGCAGGAUGAAGAGGCACUGAGGACCAAUCAGGAGGCUGGAUGAAGAGGCACUGAGGACCAAUCAGGAGGCUGGAUAUGUAAAAUGGCCAGACUCUACAGUCCAACACUACAUCUUCUUAGAGAGAUGUCCUCUUUAUGUAUCUCCACAUACCAUGACCAUAAUAAAACUACAACGCUUGAUGUGAUCAAA